ACAGUUGUAGCUCCAAGCUGUAGCUCUACGCUGUAGUUUCGAGCUAUAGCGUUGUGCACAGGUACGAGCAUGUCGAUCAGCACUGCUGGAUUGGCGUUUGUGGCAGUCAUUCUCGUGCUGCUGGCGAGACAAUCUGUAGAGACAUCCGGCUUUGCGGUGCAAGCUCGAGCCAACGAACAUUCACUACAGCAACUGACAGUUGAGAACCAGUCUUGGACUGAUGGAGAGUUCUCGUCAUCAGAGAGCUCUACAGUUAGUCCUGAUGAUCAUCAUCAGUCAUGGUUUGCUCACGGUAUCGGCUAUCAUAGUAAUAAUCAUCACUCAUGCUAUGUGACGGCUGCCAUUGUAAUUGGGUGUGCGGUAGCACUCAUUGUUGUCAGUUUGUUUGUAUACAAGAAGGUGAAGAAAUGGAGAUGUAGGACUUCACAAGCCAGACAUGGAGCUAGAGCUCUCCGCUGCUGUAGUAAUUCUCCGUACAGCUACGCACGAGCGAAUAUGAGUGAUUCUGAUGGCGCUGAUAAUAGUCAUGAUUCCAGCUCUGCAGAGCGUCGUCGUGCACCAAGCAAACAACAGAUAGUAUCGAACUUGGAGAAUUACAGAGCUUUGAGUUUUGCUGUUAAUGAGAAGCAUGAGAAAUGUGAAGAUAGGAUAGAGAGCUGGACUUUUGCGUCUCUGAUGUACUCACUCGAACCUCAUGGAUGUGAUGGUCCGUUCUUCCUUCAAGUUCCGCUGAUGGUCAAUCUUGUGAGAGACAGUGAGGGCAAGCUGUUGACCAAGUUGAGUGUAUGGCACAGUGCAUCGUCUGAAGGUGCAGCUUGCUCAUGGCAUUACAUGACAGAUGUGCAAGUGCAGAUUGGAGAAGAUGAUAAAUUUGUAGAUAUAGAGUUGCCUCAUCUCUGUUUGAUAUGUGUUGUGGCGGAGGGAAGGGUAACAGUAAACCUAAUUGUGCUGCCUUUCUUCACAGUUCAACAGGAUUGCAAUUUGAUUGUGUUGAAUCUCUUUUUUGAAAGAAUGCCUGAGACAGAGCAGGAGUUUGACAGGCUUAUUGAGCGUCACAGGUUGGUAGUGGAAAAGGAUGCUGUUCUUGCUCGUCCUCUUUGGUCCCUGACUGUACAGUCACUUGUGCAAGUGAAGUGCACUGUUCCUGACCAUCUAGGUCAUUGUACAAUUUUAAGCAAAGGAAGCAUGUCUCUUUGUGAAACUCUCACUGAUAAACAAUUGAUGGGAUUGAUUUAUGGUGGUUGUGAGCCCAAGCCAAGGGUUUGUGGUCCUCAAGUUCAAUUUGUCUUUGAACUUGCUGAACCAGUUGGGCGAGGACGUCCACUUUGUUUGCGUUUGACCUAUUGUGACUGUGAGAACAUGAUGAUUGGCAACCACAUCAUUGUGUUUAAUACACAGGUUCAAUUUCCUACCAGUGGGGAAAUGCCUUUAUGUGCGUCUUGUGGUGUGUCUCCAUCUCUUGUCAAACCUACAGGAUUACCAGUUUCCUCAGCCUCAGCCAUCUGCAAGUCUCAUGUGCACGUUGCUCAAAGGGGAACUCACCUGUGUUGUGCAUUAGCUGCAAUAGACAUACCUGAUAUCAUAACUGGAAUUGGUGUUUGGGAAAGGCUUGCACAAAACUGGCACUUGACAAGUCUUGACAUCUUUAAGAUUCGGCGACGUGCAAGGACUCUCUUGCUCAAUGAGGAAGAAGUAUUUUUCAUAGUCCUCAUCACUCAAUUUCCUGAUGUAACCAUUGAAGAACUGGUAGCUGUAGCAUACAGCGUACAAUUAGAAGGUAUUGCUGAGCAUAUCAAACGAAAUGCAAUACAGGAAGGACAAUUUGAUGUUGACUUAUGCAAUCAACUGCAAAGUGAAGCAAAGUGUGUAAGGAAAGAAGGACUGUCUAGUGGUACUUGCUGUCGAAGGGCAUUCAGAGUUGAUGCAUCAUGUUCAGCAGAUAGAUGUUAUGGGUCUACAGUUGGUCCACUGCCUCCUACAGUCUCAGAUGAGAUUGAAAGGCCAUCUGAUUUUCGUCCACAAGCUGUGGAUCACAGGCUGUCACAAUGCAUUGACCUACCAACCACCAAUGUUAUUUCACAUUUACAUGGCAAUGAUGUCUCUCUUGGCAGUGUGCAGGAGCCAAAGGCUGGAAAAAGAAAAACACGUGAGCAUCCUUCAGGAAGUCCACCAGCACAGAAAACAGACCAAGGUAGCAAGGGCAUUGUCGUUCCCCUGAAACCAACUAGAAGACCCAGGCUACCUGAUCCAAACAGAAGCCACCUUUCUCAAUCACGUUUGGGAGACAGAGAACCACAAACUACAAGGCAUCCUACUUCAAAGGCAUACUUGGAAACACAACCUUCUCUGACGGCAGGCAUCAGUCUAUCUCAUGGGGGCCCAUUGUUCAUAACUCCAUGCACAAGUGUAGAUGAACAAGGUGGCAUUGAAAUGACACCUCUACAUCAUGGAGAAGCUGGAGAUCAAGCAACUGAUGGUCAAAUGCUUUGUGCUGACGCAUUUGGUAAUGUGGGCCAUUGCUCUACUAGCCGAAUUGACACCGAUCACCAGUCAGAGGGCAACGAUUGUCAACAGCCAUCGUUCUCUGAUGAAAAGGGAAGCAAUAGAAUCACUUGGGUGAAUCUAGUGCAUCCAAGGCUUUCACCAGGACCACCAACCAUUGGAGGAGUUCACGUGCAAGACGACAACAGUGAUAGUGAUGGAAAUAGGGAAAGUUUGGAGGAACACCAAAUACAACAACCACUACUUGACAGUCCACUUGUUAGAAACAAUCCGAAUCGGAUGUGUGGAAAUGAGGGAGAAUUAAAUGUGCUGAAUGAUGCCACUGUUGUUAAUCCGUGCUUGAGUGUGGUUGUUUCCUCAUUGACUACUGACACUGACGAGGAGGACCUCUUGUCAUUCAACUGGAAUUCUAAUGACUGUGGACCACCAUGACAAGCAUAUGACUGUGGGCCACUCACGAGCACUAUGUGCUACGAUAGUAGAUCGUAUGGAUCGUGUGACGAUAACACACGUAGUAUCAGUGUUGAACCUCAAGAUACUCUUGGACUUGUGUAUGUGCUUAUGUGCAAUGUUUUGAUUGUAGACUGUUGUCUUGACAUCAAUUGUAUUUACUAUGUGAAUACAUCUGUAUUAACCUCGAUUACUUAUAUUGUCAUUUGAUG
Corticium candelabrum is the source of this 3164-nucleotide messenger RNA. RefSeq lists its product as uncharacterized. NCBI's taxonomy places the organism in Eukaryota, Metazoa, Porifera, Homoscleromorpha, Homosclerophorida, Plakinidae. The record is from RefSeq and is a predicted model, not a curated record. The coding region runs from base 70 to 2934 and encodes 954 amino acids. The transcript has 5 exons.